Rubroshorea leprosula is the source of this 1599-nucleotide messenger RNA. The record is from the annotation of a GenBank genome assembly. NCBI's taxonomy places the organism in Eukaryota, Viridiplantae, Streptophyta, Magnoliopsida, Malvales, Dipterocarpaceae.
CACUAUACACAUACAUUAAAAUACAUGGAUUACGAAAUUGCGGGUUUACUUAUUUCCCUUUUGCUUUGUGUUGCAUGGGCAAUGGUGACGAAGCGGAAGCACCGCCGAUUGGAAGAAUUGGGCCGGCUUCCGCCAGGGCCACGAUGGUGGCCGGUGGUCGGCAAUAUCUUCCAACUAGGUUGGGCACCGCACGUGUCCUUUGCAAAACUUGCUCGUAAGCACGGUCCCAUCAUGACCCUCUGGCUCGGCUCCAUGAGCACGGUCGUCAUCUCAUCCGCCGAAGUGGCCCGCGAGAUGUUCAAGAACCACGACGUGGUACUUGCUGGCCGGAAAGUUUACGAGACUAUGAAAGGGGACUUCGGUAACGAAGGGUCCAUCAUUACGUCUCAGUACGGACCCCACUGGCGGAUGUUGCGGCGGCUGUGCAUUACGGAGUUUUUCGUGCCCAGCCGUCUCGACGCCAUGCGAAGUGUUCGAGGAAGAUGCAUAGACCGCAUGGUGCAGUAUAUAGAAGACGCUAGUGCAGGCGGUACUACCGCCGUUGACGUGCGGAGGUUCUUCUUCUUGAUGUCUUUUAAUCUGAUUGGAAAUCUUAUGUUUUCGAAAGAUUUAUUAGAACCCAAAUCGGAGGGAGGGGCGAAAUUCUUUUACCAUGUAGGGAAAGUGAUGGAGCUUGCCGGAAAGCCAAAUAUUGCUGAUUUUGUUCCAAUCCUUAGGUGGCUUGACCCUCAAGGUUUAAGGAGGAAAACCCAAUUCCAUGUCGACAAAGCGUACGAAAUUGCAGGAAGUUUCAUCAAAGAAAGAAUGGAGAGCUUGGAACAUGGUGGAAUACAUAAUGAAGCAGAGAGGAAAGACUACUUGGACGUGCUUUUGGAGUUCCACGGAACCGGUGCGGAGGAACCGUCAAGAUUUUCCUCCAGAACCAUCAACGCCAUCGUCUUUGAGAUGUUCGCGGCGGGUACUGACACGACAGCAAGUACUCUAGAGUGGGCUAUGGCGGAGCUUCUGCACAACCCAAGAGUUCUAAAGAAAGUUCAAGCCGAGUUGAGGAGUAGAGUAUCUGCCGGAAAGAAGCUGGAAGAGAACGACGUAGAAAACCUUCCAUAUCUCAAAGCAGUGAUAAAGGAAACUCUAAGGCUUCAUCCGCCGCUGCCGUUCUUGGUUCCACACAUGGCCAUGGAUUCUUGUAGGAUGCUAGGCUACCAUAUCCCGAAAGAAACACAAGUUCUGGUGAACGUUUGGGCGAUCGGACGUGACCCCAAGACCUGGGAGAAGCCGACGGAGUUCAUGCCGGAGAGGUUCUUGGAGCCGAACGCGGUGGAGUACAAGGGGCAGCAUUACGAGUUUAUACCGUUCGGCUCGGGGCGGAGGAUGUGCCCCGCCAUGCCUCUUGCCUCCCGGGUGCUGCCGUUGGCGCUGGGCUCGGUUUUGUACGCGUCUGAUUGGGCCUUGGAUGAUGGGCUUAGGCCCGAAGAUAUGGACAUGACAGAGGGGGUGGGUAUUGCGCUCCGAAAAUCUGUUCCCUUGAAGGCCAUACCAAUGCCUUUCAGAGGGUCUCUCUAGGCCCACUGAAAUUAUGAAUAAAAACUUCUUAAGGUU